AUGGGAGACUCAUCUGGUUGUCUCAUGCAACCUUUCUGUUAUGCCACUGGCAUUUCUAACAAGAGCAACCCAAUUCAUGCACUUGGAGGAUCAAUCUCAUUUGGGAGGUUCAUAUCCGAAGAGUCACUGGCAUGGGAGAAAUGGUCUCCUUUCUCUCCCAACCACUAUGUUGAAGAGGCAGAGAGGAUUUCUCAACCUGGUUCAGUUGCACAGAAGAAAGCUUUCUUUGAAGCUCACUUCAAGAAACUUGCUGCUCAAAAAGCUGCUGCUUUGCAUGAACAAGCAAACAGUGCCACACAGACAGAUCAAGAACACGAGGCAUUAGUAGUUGAUAACACCCAUAAUUCACAACUGAAAAGUCCAAAAUCUGAACUUUCUGUCAGUGAAGAAAAUGCAAAGGUUUUACCUCAAAGUAACAAGGUGGUAGGAGCUCAACUGGAGAUAGAACACCAAGCUUUUGUAGGGAGUUCAAUGUUGGUUAAAAUGCAAAACCAGCUUGAAGAUGUUGAUAACCAUAAGGAGCUAAGUGAAAAGGCUAGUGCAACACCUUCAAUGGACACAAUGAAGUUUUUGCAGCAAGGUUCCAACUUUGAUAAGGAAGUUUUGCGAUCAAUGGGCAGGAAGAAAAAAAAAGUUUCUUUAUCCAAGUUGUUAAAGGGUAUUAGAACUUCUAAGUUCAUCUCUACACUAGUCAAAUCCACUGCUCCUUUUGUUUCAAAAAGAGAUAAUAUUGCUACCCCAGUGAGCAAUGAGUCUCCAUUAAGCUCUGCUGAUAAAAAGAGAUCAACUGCUAAGUCGUUCCAUAUGUCACUUGAUUUCACACUCAUUAGAGAAGUUAGAAGAUUAACAGCAACAGUCAUGAGAAAAUUUGAAUGUACAAGAGGUGGAGCUGGUUCUUCCAUGGCUUCAAAGGCUUCAAAGAAUGAGUUGCAAAAGCAUUCUUCUUUUACCCCAUUAACAGAAAAGAAAAGAAAUAAAAUGACACCCUCGAAUAUAUCCUCCAUGUUUAUCUUGAGGACAGAAGAAAGGGCUGCAAGUAGAAAGAAGAAACUUGAGAAAAAGCUCAAUGCUAGUGAAGCUCACAAAGUGCAACUGCAUACAAAACUCAAGGAGAAAGCAGAGGUAAAGAUGAGAAAACUACGUCAAAGCUUUUGUUGCAUAGCCAUGCCACUACCUGAUUUUCACAAGGAAAGAGAAGCAUCAAAGAGAGAGACAAGGAAGGAUCCGCUGACACCCCAUGAAUCACCCAAAGAAGGAAGAAGUGUAGUAGUGAGCAAAAGCUCUUUACCUCCUAAGAGACAUUUCCAGGGAAAGAAUGGUGGCACCUUGUCUAUGCUUCUCACUUCAAAUUCCACUGUGAUUACUCCUUUUGAAAAUACAUCUCCAAAUAUUCAGCUUGGAAACCAGAAUGAUAGAAAUUACAAAUAA
Molecule: messenger RNA, 1428 nt
Organism: Gastrolobium bilobum
Lineage: Eukaryota; Viridiplantae; Streptophyta; Magnoliopsida; Fabales; Fabaceae
Product: protein WVD2-like 7
Exons: 8
Coding region: 1-1428 (475 amino acids)
Source: RefSeq, a predicted model, not a curated record